Apiotrichum porosum is the source of this 1518-nucleotide messenger RNA. RefSeq lists its product as uncharacterized. The record is from RefSeq and is a predicted model, not a curated record. The coding region runs from base 1 to 1518 and encodes 505 amino acids. The transcript has 6 exons. NCBI's taxonomy places the organism in Eukaryota, Fungi, Basidiomycota, Tremellomycetes, Trichosporonales, Trichosporonaceae.
AUGCAAGCCCGACGACUGUUCGCCAACAGGAACGCCAUCCUCUACAUCGUCUUCUCGGCCGCGGCGUCCUUGUUCCUCCUCGCCCUCGUCCAGCGCAAAGGCCACCUCUCAGGCAUCUCAGCAUCCACCAUUGCAGAGACUCUGACAGGAACACCACACGCAGUCACAGAACAAGAGCACGGAUACGAACUCCUCACCCACGUGCCCAACUCCACCGACGUGGGCGUCAACGACCCGUACGAAGGCUACAAAUGGCAUUCCGAGUCAAGGCUACGCCUGCUCACAGCCUGUCUCGCGCGCGGAGACUGCCAUCCCAACCAGGUCUCUAUUGCGAUCUUCAGCACCUUCCACUGCCAGUGGGGCUACUACGACGGCUAUCACGGCGGCGAGGGCGUGUGGUGUGUUGGCAUGAUGCGUGCGCUGGAGCGCCAGGGCUUUACUGUCCUUCACGGCGGUGACAACAACUGGAAGUACAUGUACCACCUGCAUCGCCAGUUCGGGGACAUGAUCAAGGUUAUCAUCUCCGAACCGGGAGAGGAGCAGCGUCAUGGCACGUUUGACAUGUACAAGAAGCGUCCCGACUUUCCCCUCGGCAUCCCGGCAUGGAAGUACUUCAACUUCCAGUACUACCCUACGGGCUGGUCAACUGUAGUUGGCCGUGCGUGGGUUGUCUGCGCCGAGCCGCGUAUCUCGGGGCACUGGAACGUUACCGUCCAGGACGACGGCAUUGCCUGGGUCUCCACGGGCGCGCAAGAGUUUCACGCCUACACCGACCCAGAGAGCUCAGACUUUACUUAUCUCGGUUACGACAUGAACCCGGACCCAGAGGAGAUUCAUAUCGUCCCUUGGGAGGAACGUCCUUAUCGCGUCUACAUCAUGGCCAAAUACGCGCACUACUUUCACAACGGUGACCAGAUGGUGUACGACACCGACUUUUACCAGCGUGCCUACGACGAGCUCAAGGACGAGUUCCCAGGAUUCGAGUUUGUGGCCGGUAUUGUCGACCAGCGUUCCGAAGAGGACAAGCAAAAGUGGGGUCCUAUGCCACCGCCCGUGGUUCACAACUUGGGCAAGCUCAACGCGACCGAGUUUGACGCAGAGUUUUCAAAGGCCCGCCUCAUGCUCGGCAUGGGCGCUCCUACCCUCAGCCCGUCCCCAUACCGUUCACUCGCAUACGCCGUGCCAUUUGCCAACCCGCACAAGCUGCGUGACGGUGGCACAAACGAAAACGACCGCUCAUGGUCGUUUGUCCAGCACGACUCGCUCGAGCGCGUGCCCGAGCCCUACGUGUAUCAGGUCCAGGCGUUCAACUACACCUCGUUUGUGGACACGAUCCGCAAGGCCAUGGUGGCGCCUAUCGAGCCAUGUCGCUUUGAGCGUAUGCGCCACUCGGUGACUGGCCGACGUUUGUCAGAUUUCGUUAACCACGAUUGGAAGGGCGAGGCGGCCAAGAUGCUCGAGCUGAGAAAGGAGGGCAAGGACAAACAGGGAGGGCCGUCUGGUGACUUCGAGUUAUAG